UCUUUAAUUCUUUCUUUCUUGUGAUCAAAGAAAACCCAUCAAAGAGAACCCAUCUUUCUCAUCCUUGCUCUUCACCGGAUAUAUAUCUGAAAUUCAUGUUUCGGUGCCGGAAAAUCUUUUCACUAUGAGCUGUAAUGGGUGUAGAAUCCUCCGAAAGGGCUGCAGUGAGGAUUGCAUGCUUCGACAAUGCCUGCAGUGGAUAAUCAAUCCUCAGGCUCAGGCAAACGCCACCGUCUUUGUCGCCAAGUUCUUUGGCCGUGCCGGCCUCAUGUCCUUCAUCUCCUCCGUGCCUCUAAACCAGCGUCCUUCAUUGUUUCAGUCGCUUUUGUUUGAGGCUGUGGGGCGAACGGUGAAUCCAGUGAGUGGAGCAGUGGGGCUUCUCUGGACUGGAAACUGGCACGUCUGCCAGACGGCGGUGAUGACGGUGCUCCGUGGCGGUGCUUUAGAACCUAUACUAGAGUUUGACGGUAGGAUGUUAGGACCGGACUUGGAUAACUUUUCAGAAUGUGUAAAUUUUACGCCUAUAAAUGUGAGUUCAGGAUCGAAGACAACAAGAACAACAACAUUAAAGAGGAAGAGGUCUGAUGAUGAUGAGGGUAUAUGUGGACUCACAAAUCUUGACCUCUGUUUGAUGCACCCGGCCGAGGAGAAGCAACGGUCGGUGAUGCCAUCAGAGGAGGAGUCUGAAAUGACAACGUUGGAGAGUGGUGGUUAUGCAUCUGCUGGAACUAAUUGUAGUUUGCAGGGAGGUGAAAGAAAGCUCUUGUCAUUAUUUAUUUGAGGUCUUUUUAGGGACUUCUAUGUUAGCAUAGAAGAGAAAUUUUCUUAUUACUUAAUGCAUAAUUGCAUACUGAGAAGAAUUAAGAUUUGUUAA
Messenger RNA from Hevea brasiliensis (rubber tree), 874 nucleotides. Its product is annotated as LOB domain-containing protein 37. The transcript is spliced from 2 exons. Gene Ontology annotation, biological process: regulation of gene expression. Bases 125 to 781 code for a protein of 218 amino acids. The record is from RefSeq and is a predicted model, not a curated record. Lineage: Eukaryota; Viridiplantae; Streptophyta; Magnoliopsida; Malpighiales; Euphorbiaceae.